GGCGCCGCGCUGCCCCAGCCGCCAGGCUUGGGAAGUCGUGGCCAACGCUGCUCAGGACGUCCGGGCUUCCCACCUUCCUCUCUGGCCUCCACCCGGUCUGGUCAGCCGACCCAAAAGGCCGCCAUGCGCCUGCCUGGGGCCUCUCCCUGCGGCCUGGCCUGGGGGCCACUUCUGCUGGGGCUCUGCGGUAUCCUGGGGGCGUCUCAGCCCCAGCCGGUGCCCCCAUAUCGCAUAGAAAACCAGACUUGCUGGGACCAGGACAAGGAAUACUACGAUCGCAAUCAUCAAGUCUGCUGCUCCCGCUGUCCCCCAGGCAAGUUUGUCUCUGCUGCGUGCAGCCACAGCCAAGACACAGCUUGUAAGACUUGCGCCCCCAAUACCUACAAUGAAUACUGGAACCAUCUCUCCUUCUGCCAGAUGUGCCGCUCCUGUGACUCUGUGCUGGGCUUCGAGGAGGUUUCCCCUUGUGCCAGUGAUCGGAAACCCGAGUGCCGCUGUAAGCCAGGGAUGAUCUGUGUGUAUCUGGACAACGAGUGUGUGCACUGCGAGCAACCUGUAAUGUGCCAGCCUGGCACGGAAGCGGAGGUUACAGAUGAAGCUACGGAUGCUGGCUCCAGCUGUGUCCCCUGCAAGCAAGGAUACUUCCAGAAUACUUCCUCCCCUACUGCCCGUUGCCAACCCCAUACCAGAUGUGAGACCCAGGGCCUGGUGGAGGCAGCUCCAGGCACCUCCCACUCUGACACGGUCUGCAGAAAUCAAUCCGAGCCAGGGACAAUGCUGCUGCUGGCCAUCCUGCUGCCCUUGGUCUGUCUUCUGCUCUUCACCACUACCCUGGCCUGCGCCUGGACGAGGCACCCCUCUCUCUGCAGAAAGCUGGGUACUCUUCUCAAGAGGCAUCCAGAGGGAGAAGAAUCUCCCCCCUGUCCCCCUCCAAAAGCCAACCCACGUUUCCCUGAUCUGGCAGAGCCACUUCUACCCAUGCCUGGAGACUUGUCCCCAGCCCCUGCUGGACCCCCAGUGACCCCGGUCUUGGAGGAAGUGGUGCUACAACAGCAGAGUCCCCUGGUCCAGGCCAGGGAGCUGGAGACUGAGCCUGGGGAACAUAGCCAAGUGGCCCACGGUGCAAAUGGCAUUCAUGUGACCGGAGGCUCUGUGACUGUCACUGGCAAUAUCUAUAUAUACAAUGGGCCAGUGCUGGGGGGCACACGGGGCCCUGGAGACCCCCCAGCUCCCCCUGAGCCUCCAUAUCCCACUCCUGAAGAGGGAGCCCCUGACCAUUCUGUGCUCUCUACACCUUACCAGGAGGAUGGCAAAGCUUGGCAUCUGGCUGAGACAGAGACAGUAGGGUGCCAUGCCCUCUGACAGGGCCAAGGAACCUAUUUGCCACCUGAUGCCUGAUGGUAUCUGAGAAAGGCAAGGAGGAACGAGGGUCCAGCACCUUCUCCCUGAGGCUGCUCUACCCACCAGGACUCGCAGGGUGUGGGUAGGCUCUGAGAAGCAGAGCCCUAAGAGACUUGGCCUCAGGCAGCUCUUCAGAGCAGAACCGGACACUAGCAGGGCACAGUGCCUGCCCAGGACUCUUACUAUUGUCUGAGCAAGCCUGAGUCCUUGUUACAGACCUACCAGUCCCAGAGGCUGCACAUAUUCAGCCUCAGAUGCAGGCAUGGCUUGUGACCCUAGCUGCUGCCCACCGUGACUCUCUGCACCUUAAACUUGGCAAAGGAGGGAGCUGGUGAUAGAGUCACUUGCAAGGACAUCACAGGGACCUUGCAAGGCUUCGUGGUGCUCACCCCCAACCUUCAGAGGCCUUGAGGGCUCAUACCAUGUGGACCAAGGUAGACCCUGAGUGAAGAUGAAGCUGCAUGGAGGAGCAUCCCUCCCUUGCUCCUGGGGGAGAGGAUAGUGAGACAGUGAGCAUGGGGGUUUAGGUAUCAUUACCAGGUAUCCAGGAGAGUUUGGGAACAGGAGAAAAAUGGUAAGUGUAUUUAUAAAUUGUAACCACAUGCAAAUAAAGACAAGAUUGAGAUCCUUUA
This is a messenger RNA of Cricetulus griseus (Chinese hamster), 2033 nucleotides long. Lineage: Eukaryota; Metazoa; Chordata; Mammalia; Rodentia; Cricetidae. The record is from RefSeq and is a predicted model, not a curated record.